Messenger RNA from Paramecium sonneborni, 755 nucleotides. Lineage: Eukaryota; Ciliophora; Oligohymenophorea; Peniculida; Parameciidae. The record is from the annotation of a GenBank genome assembly.
CUCAAAUGAACACUUCUUAAAAAAUAAAAAGAAGAUAAUAGCCAUCUGAAUAAAUGGGAUUGUGUGUUUAAUGUUUAAAUUUCAUUCCAAUAGUAUAAAUUGAUAUUCAUUGUCAAAGUUGCAUGGAAAAUAAUAAAAAGGUGAAUAGUUAAAUAGAUUAAAUAUCAUCUCAAUUGGUUCAUAUAAAGACAAUAGCAAUAAAAGGAGCAGAGAAAUAAGAUGAAAGUACUGAGAAAUUCAAGUUCUUAAUUAGAAUUCAAGAGCUAAGUUCUCAAAUUGAUAUAAUUCAAUGUUAUAAUACUUAGAGUAUCAAGAGGCUGAAAGAUAUUGAAAGUGAAAUAAAUGUACUGAUUUCAUAUCCUUAAACAUCAAUGACAAUUACGAUGUUGUUAAGCAGAUUAUUAUGUAUAAUAAAGGAGAAAUUGACAUUAUAAAAUCAAAAAAGAUUAAUGUCUUUGAAUUCAUUUCCUUAAGGAGUGGAUACAAGAAUAAAGACAGAAUCAUAAUAUGAAGUGGGAAGUGAAGCAGAAUAUACAUAUAGAUAAUUCAAAUCAGAGAGGAAUAUAAGUAAAGUAUCUGAAUUUAAGAGAAGUUUUUAUUCGAAAUGUUUAGAAUUAAAACUUCAAUUAAAUAAAAAUGAUCCAGCUUAGUAGAUUUUGGUAAGUGAUUUAUAUGAAAAAGUUGUUAGAGAGAAUUACAAUAAAGAAGAAGCUUUAAGAUUUGUAAAGAGAUGUUAUAAAAUUAAUUAAGUGUGA